AUGGAAGAAGAAGAAGAAGCUCCGAUUCUGAGACUAGAGAUCCUGCAAGGUCCUCGACAAGGUGAAACCCUAGAAUUCAAACCCAGAUCCGCAGUUCGAAUAGGUCGCGUCGUCAAAGGCAACACUCUCCCCAUCAAGGACCCCGGCAUCUCCUCCAAACACCUCUCAAUCUUAACCGAAUCCAACAAAUGGGUCCUCCGCGACCUCGACUCCUCAAACGGCACCGUUUUGAACGGCUCCAGCGUCCCUCCCAACACCCCCUUCACUCUCCACCACGACUCCACCAUCAAGAUCGGCGAACUCACCUCCAUCCACGUCCUCUUCCUACAACCCCCCGCUCAAUCCACGCUUCCGCUUCCUCCCGCCCCACGCGCUAGAGGCAGACCCAGAGCUAGGGGUGCCAAGGGUAGGGUUCAGCCUCAGAGCUUCGACCAAAACGGCGACGCCAGUGUGCUAAACGCUGAACCUGCGCGCGUGCCUGCACCCGCGCGUGUAACGCGGAGGUCCAACAGAGAGCGGAGUGCGGUUAGGGUUUGCGAUGAUGCUCCGGAGGAGAAGGGGAGGGAAGAACCCAAGAGUACGCGGGAUCCGAGUUUGAUUGAGGUUUCUGAUUCCAGUGUUGGGAAUUUGGAUGUUCCCGUGGAGGAACUGAAGAAGGCGCGCGUGAAGCGAAACUUGAAGACCGCGCGUGCGGUGGCUGGGAGUGUUGAGGGUGGAGUUGAGAAUGUUGAGAAGAUGAAAAGUAAGGGUGCUGCUGGGAAGAGGGGAUUGGGAGUUGCUUAUAAGCAACUCCCACUGGAGAUGCUCUUACGUAUCUAUCGGCAGAAUCGUUAA
This is a messenger RNA of Cajanus cajan (pigeon pea), 834 nucleotides long. NCBI's taxonomy places the organism in Eukaryota, Viridiplantae, Streptophyta, Magnoliopsida, Fabales, Fabaceae. The record is from RefSeq and is a predicted model, not a curated record.